Messenger RNA from Phytophthora nicotianae INRA-310, 1017 nucleotides. RefSeq lists its product as hypothetical. NCBI's taxonomy places the organism in Eukaryota, Oomycota, Peronosporomycetes, Peronosporales, Peronosporaceae. The transcript is spliced from 2 exons. Bases 1 to 1017 code for a protein of 338 amino acids. The record is from RefSeq and is a predicted model, not a curated record.
AUGACGUCGCUAGACCUGACGAUUCUGUCGCGUCUUGAUGAGCUUAAACAGCAGUGUCAUGAGCUCUGUGAUAUUGAAAAAGAGCUCGUGACAAGAGGGCCCAAGACUGGAAUGACUGGUGAGUUUUUCUCGAGUAUACAGCUUUGGAAGGAGCGUUCUUUGCAUCAAGUACUCGAGUCAUUGGAUAAAGCAGGGGUUGCAUCCAUAGACAACCACAUUGAGGCAAUGGAACAUCAUGAGAAAGCAGCCAAAGAUCUCUUCGAAUUGACUCGGGGGUGUUUAAUCCGCACAUGGGAUGGUAUAAACCUCGUUCUUGACGGCUUUGCAGAUGAUCUCGCAGAUCUCGUGGAUAAUAUCGUCACAUCAAGUCUGGAGGAGCAGGGAUUAAUUCAUGAAAAGGUCGUGAAAGAUUUGAAAGAUGAAAAUCAGAAGCUCACUAGAACGUGUCAAGAUCUAGAAAAUACCAAAUCAUCCCUGGAAGAGCGUCUUGAGUUACUUGAAAACACUUCAGACGCCGGUGGAGACGCCAUUCUGUGCAACAAAUUACGACUUAGAAUCCAGCAUCUAGUAAUUCGACAACGUGAACUCUCAACGGAACUCGAAAAUGCAGCACGGGAGCGUGUGAAGCAUCGACGGGAACUGGAAAAGACCAGGUCGCAACUAGCUGAAUUGCGAAAAUCCUUAGCUUUAACGCGAGCUAUGCACGACAAGGAGACCAGACAGCUCGCAGCAAUGAUAAAUCUAAAUCAUUCUCAAGUUGCCCAGAUUCUGGAAACAUCUAGAAAUGCUACAGAUUCUAAACGCCAUCAGGAAUCGCUUGAGAGAUUUGAUCCUCUAUCAGGAUGCACGAUCGUCCACUUGACUCCAGUGUCACCCCCACACAAGCCUCCAGGCUCCCCGCCCUUUACUUCUCAUCGACGUGCGAGUUCUCCAAUACUAGCGUCACCCGUUCGGAAGAAACAAGAACCACCAAAUUACCAGACCCAGUUCUGCUCGCCACCAACGUCUAAAUUCUGA